Molecule: messenger RNA, 2161 nt
Organism: Drosophila ficusphila
Lineage: Eukaryota; Metazoa; Arthropoda; Insecta; Diptera; Drosophilidae
Gene: Herp
Product: homocysteine-responsive endoplasmic reticulum-resident ubiquitin-like domain member 2 protein
Exons: 4
Coding region: 332-1774 (480 amino acids)
Biological process (GO): endoplasmic reticulum unfolded protein response
Molecular function (GO): protein binding
Source: RefSeq, a predicted model, not a curated record
CUCUGGUCACAGGUCAGAAUCAAAUGGAGACGAGUUUUUGAACAACUGCGGAACGUUUACUGCGUUUCAUAAUCAAUAAUUCUCUGGUGGCAGGCAAAACACCAGAAAACAGCUGGCAAACCAAACAACAACAGAGCUAAUAGAACCAAAUCUAAUGUCAAGUUCGGUAUUAAAACUACAAAGAAAAUCUAAAUAGGAAGUGGUGGCAGUGAGACACAGUGGCUGCAAAAAAAAGUGUGACUGCUAGAGCUGUGAAAACCCAUCAGCGAUCAUCUUAGCGAGGGUCAUUAAUUAGCGACAUAGAAAGUUCAUCGAUUCGCGGGUCAACGAGAUGGAGGAUACUGCCGCCGCUUCUCCCGCAGCCGCCACGGCUGCUGGAUGCGACGCCGCCCGUCAGAAAAUCCCGGAAAUCGCUUCCCCCGGCGGAUCCAGUGUCCGCCUACUCAUAAAGUCGUCCAACCAGCAGUACGAGGAUCUCAACGUGGACUCGGAUCUCUGCUGGACGGUCCAGCGGCUUAAGAAACAGCUGUCAAUGGUCUAUCCUGGCAAACCGAAAAUCCAAGAUCAGAAGCUUAUCUACUCGGGUAAGCUAUUGGAUGACAGCCAAAAAAUAUCGGAGGUGAUACGCAGCUACAAGGAUGUCUACCAGCAGCACCACAUCUUUCAUUUGGUGUGUGCCAGCAAGCAGAUAAUACCGACGCCAGCCAAGACAAUCCCUGUGCCGCCCAAGGAUGCUGGGCCAGCGCUCCAGGAGGCCAGCGGGAAUGCAAAUGAGCUGCGACAACGUCGGUCCACGCAGCAGGCAACCACUGCGUCUUCCGUGGCAGGUGACAUUGGCUUAGGCAAUCCCUGGGCGCAGUUCUGGCAGCAGAACCAGACGGCAUCGGCGGCAGCCAAUAGUGCCACUGUCAGUGCCAAUCCCCAUGCGCUUUUCCAACAGCAGGCCCUAAUCUACAACGCCUGGAUGCAGCAAGUCUACGCCCAGUACAUGCAGCAGUUGGCUCUUAGAUCUACGUUGCCUGGAUCAAACGAAUCUGCUUUGCCGCCACUGUCGCAACCCCUGCUGCCCCAAAUCCCGCUGAUUGCUGCACGAAACUUUCCGGAGGCGCAACCAGUGGUUGGAGCAGCGGCAGACCCAGCGGCGCAGGCCCAGGCACCUGCCCCCCAGAUAAAUGGAGCACCGGUUAACAGACCAAAUUUCCCCAACAUCCAGGAGGAGCCUGAAAUGCGCGACUGGCUGGAUAGCUUCUUUAGCUUUACGCGAUUGGCAAUUUUCGUGACUGUCCUGUACUUUAACUCCUCGCCGAUGCGGUGUUUGCUGGUGGUGCUCAUCGCCGGAGCAAUUUAUCUGUAUCACAUUGGUGUCCUGAGACGUCGUCGUGAACGCAACAAUAACAACAUCAACCGCAACAACAACGCUGGUGACGCCGCCGCUUUUGCUGCAGUGCAGCAGAUUCAGCGGAUGAUGGACGCGGCGGUGGAGCGGGAGAACAACGAUCCCCAGGCGGCUAACGAACCUGGUGCAGUGCCAGCAGCUGGACCUGCUGCUGCUGCUGCUGGUGGACAGGAUGCCAUCGAUGGCCCUGCUGCUGCUCCUCCUCCGGCUGCCGUUCCUGCUGCUCCAGCAUCCGCAGUCAAUCCGGAUCAAGCUGAUGUUUCCGCUGAAGCCGUUGCCGUGGAACCACCAAAUGCCAAUAACUCUGUGAUUUCCGUUGUGCGCACCUUUGUCAUCACCUUCUUCACAUCGCUGCUGCCCGAGGCGCCGGCGCUGUAGAGGAUCGAUCUGUGGCAUCUGUGGAUCCCAGUGGGCCAUCCGCUAACCAGCUUUACAGCUUAACGGCUUUCCUCUUUCUAAACACCCGUAAUCAAAAUGUUAUUCCGUUUUCCUUUCGGUUUUGCAUACCUGAGAAUGUAGCAAAAACACACAAUUUGGUUUACUAGCUGUAAUAAUAAUGUAUAUUUAUUUUCUGUGUGUGAGGACGUGCUGCGAUUCCGUGGCCACAGCUCCAGUAGUUGGUAGAAUUUUAGAUAAAUAAGAAAGUAAACUGUUUUUGAUGUGAAUAGUAGAAUGAUUAUAAUCUGCACUGAAAUCUGUGCCAGAGACGAGAACCUAUGAAACCGAGAUGCAAUUUAAAAUAAAACAUAUGCUUUAACACCAAAA